Messenger RNA from Phytophthora nicotianae INRA-310, 1168 nucleotides. RefSeq lists its product as hypothetical. Lineage: Eukaryota; Oomycota; Peronosporomycetes; Peronosporales; Peronosporaceae. The record is from RefSeq and is a predicted model, not a curated record. The transcript has a single exon. Gene Ontology annotation, biological process: response to oxidative stress. Gene Ontology annotation, molecular function: glutathione peroxidase activity. The coding region runs from base 174 to 1040 and encodes 288 amino acids.
CAUGUUUACACACAGUUUCUCCAGUCCUACCUAACGGCAUACAUGUAAUCUAUCCAAGUCAAAGCAUGUCACAUUUUUUGUGCCACUCAAAAUUCGCCUUUGAUCUUAUCUUCCCCCCCUCAUAACCGCCCAUUUACGAAUUCGCAUCGACAGAGUCGAGUAACCACCAGACUAUGAGCUCAGAGAACAAGACCGAGGGCGUCAUCCAGGCUGGCAACCUGCACCGCAAGCGCGCGGGUCUGUUCGCCAAGCUCACGGGCGGCAAGCAGCUCGUGUACGUUAAGGCCAACGACAAGCAGAAGAACGUGACAGUCUUCGAGUCGGAGACCAACAAGGCUACACCUCUGGCCACUGUGGACGUUUCUUCGGAUGCCACCGUCGAGUUUGACGCGUCCAUGACGCACGGUAUUAAGCUGGCAAACCCAAAAAUCACCGAGAUCUUCUCCGCCGAGAGCAAGGAGAAGCAGGAGGAGUGGCUCAACUCGUUCAUUAACGCCGGGGCGCAGUACCGCGAGGUGUUCAACGUGGAAGACACGGCCAAGAUCAAGUCGUUCUACGAGCUGAAAGACUUCGAUAUGGCCGGCAACGAGGUGUCUAUGAGCAAAUACAAGGGCAAGGUGGUGCUGGCCGUGAACGUGUCCAGUAAGUGCGGCCUGACGCCGACCAACUACCCGGAACUGCAGACGCUGUACGAGAAGUACAAGGACGAAGGGCUGGAGGUGCUGGCGUUCCCGUGCAACCAGUUCGCUGGCCAGGAGCCUGGCACCCACGAGGAGAUCAUGGAGUUCGUGAAGCAAUACAACGUGGCGUUCCCGUUCUUCGAGAAGCACGAUGUAAACGGUGCGACGGCGCGUCCGGUGUUCACGUACUUGAAGACGAAGCUGCCUGGUUCGUUCGGUGACUUUGUGAAGUGGAACUUCACGAAGUUCCUGGUGGACCGCAACGGCCAGCCGUACAAGCGUUUUGCUCCGAAGGACCGUCCGCUGUCGUUCGAGGAGGACAUUAAGACGCUGUUGGCGCAGAAGCCGACGGAGGAGUGAAAGAUUUGCUGGCAGCAUGGUGCUAAGUCUCACCUUUAGCCAACUACAAUAUGAACACGUUGAUUACUGACUAUGAAAUUUGCUUGCUGUGUCUGUUGCACUUUUUGGAUCAAUUCACAAAUUACAAA